Molecule: messenger RNA, 783 nt
Organism: Kwoniella shivajii
Lineage: Eukaryota; Fungi; Basidiomycota; Tremellomycetes; Tremellales; Cryptococcaceae
Exons: 8
Coding region: 1-783 (260 amino acids)
Biological process (GO): fatty acid beta-oxidation using acyl-CoA dehydrogenase; amino acid catabolic process
Cellular component (GO): mitochondrion
Molecular function (GO): electron transfer activity
Source: RefSeq, a predicted model, not a curated record
AUGAGACCCACGUUACCAAGCCUAGUCAAUAUUCUCGUACCCGUAAAAAGGUCAAUCGAUUAUGCUGUGAAAAUCAGAGUUGCAUCUGAUGGUAAAGGUGUUGAUACCAAUGUCAAGCAUUCGAUGAACCCUUUUGAUGAGAUUGCUGUUGAAGAAGCGAUUCGACUUCGAGAGAAAAAGCCAUCAGUAGUGACGUCCAUUACAGCAUUAUCGAUUGGACCACCUAAAGCAGUGGAUACGAUUAGGACAGCGUUGGCCAUGGGUGCAGAUUCUGGUAUACAUAUCACUGUUCCUGAAAAUACUGUUGUUGAACCCAUUAGUGUCGCCAACGCAAUCAAGAAGAUCAUCCAAGACAAGAAAUUCGAUUUGGUCAUAAUGGGUAAACAAGCUAUUGAUGAUGAUUCAGGUUCAACAGGUGGAAUGUUGGCCGGUUUAUUAGGUUGGGGUCAAGGUUCUUUCGCAUCAAAAUUAACUAUUGAACAAGAUGGUAAAGUUAAUGUUACAAGAGAAAUCGAUGGUGGUUUGGAAAUUAUCGAAAGUAAAUUACCAAUGAUCGUCACCACUGAUCUCAGAUUGAAUGAACCUCGAUAUGCUUCUUUGCCAAAUAUCAUGAAAGCUAAGAAGAAGAAGAUCGAGACUUUCAAACCUGAAGAUUUAGGUCUUGACUUUACACCACGAUUCGAGACUAUCUCAGUUUCUGAACCUGCCAAAAGACAAGGUGGUGGAAAGGUCGGAUCUGUUGACGAACUCGUAGCUAAGAUGAAAGAAGCUGGUAUCAUUUAG